Molecule: messenger RNA, 1200 nt
Organism: Talaromyces marneffei
Lineage: Eukaryota; Fungi; Ascomycota; Eurotiomycetes; Eurotiales; Trichocomaceae
Exons: 2
Coding region: 1-1200 (399 amino acids)
Biological process (GO): regulation of DNA-templated transcription
Cellular component (GO): nucleus
Molecular function (GO): RNA polymerase II cis-regulatory region sequence-specific DNA binding; DNA-binding transcription factor activity, RNA polymerase II-specific
Source: RefSeq, a predicted model, not a curated record
AUGAUCCUCAUACAUCCACCAACGAUACACCCCAUAUCCCCCGCCAAAGUGGAUAUCUCACUGUUACUCAAACCUGACGAUGAAGAAGAAAACCCGCCUUCACAUCAGCAGCAACAACAAUAUCAGCAGCAUCAGCACCAACAGACAUAUCAGCAGCAGCAGAUAAAUCGUCCGACAUCAUCGUCUUCUUCAGCGGCUUCGUCGAGGAGGACUUCCAUGUUAGCUUCAGGCGCACCGACGCCGAGGGGGCCACCACCAGGAGGGCCAGGCCCAGCGUCAGCAAUGACACCGGCAACAUCAGCAAAUCCAACGGCUAUACUAGGGUCAACGCCGGCGGGGACAAAACGGCAUUCGUCAUCUUCACUAGUGAAUGAGCCGCCGGCAAAGAAACAGUCAAAAUGGUCGUCGGAUGAAGAUGCGCUGAUUAUCGAGUUGCGCGGUAGGGGGAUGAAGUGGGAGGAUAUCAGCAAGAAAUUGCCCGGACGAAGCGCCAUCAGCUGUCGGUUGCAUUAUCAGAAUUACCUCGAAAGGAGGAGUGAGUGGGAUGAAGAUCGCAAGAACAAGUUGGCUAGAUUAUAUGAGAGAUUCAAAGCCGAAAUGUGGGCAAAAGUGGCGGAGGAAAUGGCUAUUCCAUGGAGAGCAGCAGAAGCAAUGCACUGGCAACUGGGUGAACAAGAAAUGGCUCGUCGCGCCGGGGUUGUGCCCUUCUCCCUAUCCAGCGGUUCCUCCAUCGAGCCACCCCCGAAAAUGCGACGAAACACCACCGUCAUGCCUCGACUUCGAAGACAAUCGCUGUCCGUAUCCAGUAUUUCGCAGCGUUCCGUACCGCAUCCACCUCAUCCGUUGGUGAUGCCUCCAGGAAUGACUCCAGGAAUCCCUCUUCAGGGACUAGCGCCUCAAUUACUACCCCCAGCGCAUCACGCUCCUCCUCAUCCUCCACCAGCGCAUCACGCUCCGCCACCUCUACCUCAGCCCCUUCCUCAGGGUCAAUCUCAGGGACAGCCUCAGCUUCCAUCGGUCGAAGAAUUGGCGGCCGGUGUACCAGUAUACAGUUCUCCCCAUACACAAUCCAUCAUGAACCCUUAUCAUCAAGGGGUUCGGCCGGCACAGCAACAGCCACCGCCGCCUCUAACUCGUCCUCAUCCUCAAUCAGACAUUUCCGGCAUGUCACCAACGAUGAUCCCUCGAACGAGACCAUGA